AUGUCCGAGAUUGAAUCGACAAAAGCAUCUGGCUCCCCUGUUCCAGAAAAGAAGGGCGCUCUCACCACUGCCGUCGACGUGGGCCAAGCAACCUCCGAUCUGGAGAAGAUCAAGCACGCUCAUCAAUUCGACCCAAAUCUGCCUCAGGAGAAACUUGACUUCAUCAACAAGGCAUUGCAUGAUGGCGACGCUGGCGAAAUCAUUGAGGCUGACGCCCUUUUUACCGAAGACUCCCCAUACGAUCAGGUUCGAGCAGCAGUGCGAGCAACAGAUUCCGGAGGAGUUGCUAAUACUCUUCGUGCCUGGGUGUUGGGGAUUUUGUUCGUCACCGUGGGGAGCGGCCUCAACAUGUUCCUGUCUAUGAGGAGUCCAGCCAUAAAUUUUCCAUCCUUGGUAGUCCAACUUCUCGUGUUCCCCAUCGGCUGCUUCUGGGCAAAAGUUGUUCCCACCAGAGUCUUCAACACUUUCGGUGUAAAAUGGACUUUUAACACUGGGCCCUUUACAAUCAAGGAACACGUUGUUAUUACCCUGAUGUCGAACGUUUCCAUUGGCUACGCUUACAGUACCGAUGCCUUGCUUGCGCUUCAAGGAAAGCCAUUCUAUGAUAUCAACCUUGGAUGGGGUUUCCAACUCCUUUUUACGCUGAGUUCCCAGCUCAUUGGCAUUGGCCUGGCAGGUAUUUCCAGGAGAUUUCUCGUUUGGCCGGCUGCAAUGAUAUGGCCCAACCAAUUUAGUAGCACGUCUCUCUUCUUUGCCUUGCACGACAAAAGCAAGAGUGAUGGAUCCGAAGCCAACGGUUGGACCAUCAGCAGAUAUAGAUAUUUCUUCUACGUCCUGAUCGCCAUGUUCUGCUACUAUUGGAUACCAGCUGUCCUAUGGCAGGGACUCUCAGUAUUCGCCUUCAUUACCUGGAUUAAACCCAACAACGUUGUCCUUAAUCAGCUGUUCGGUGGCUAUACUGGUCUGUCUUUGAUCCCAAUCACAUUCGACUGGACAUAUGUCACUGCUUAUUUGGGCGAUCCCCUGCUUGCUCCCGUACAUACUGCCAUUUCUGAACUCACAGGGCUCUUCGUAUUUGUCAUCCUCGCAACAAUCGGCAUCACAUACUCCGGCGCUAUCUACAGCCAAUACCUACCAAUCAAUACAUCUCAAACUUACGACAACACACAGAGCAAGUACAACGUGAGCAGAAUAUUGGGAGACAACUUCACUUUUGAUCUGCAAAAGUAUAAGGAAUACUCGCCACUUUUCCUCCCUCCCACGUUCGCCCUGAAUUACGGGUUAUCCUUCGCCGCAUUGACCGCAGCAUUAGUACACUGCGGCCUGUUCCACGGAAAGGAGAUCUUUUAUCGGCUCAAGGCCGCGAGGAAUCAAGAGCCAGAUAUUCACAUGAAACUGAUGAAAAAGUAUGUGGAUGCCCCUGACUGGUGGUACAUCGUACUCUUCGUGAUCUCGAUGGGACUCGGUCUCGCCACCGCCGAAGGAUACGACUCUCAGUUGCCUUGGUGGGCGUUCUUUGUGGCCAUCAUUCUUGCCGUCGUCUUCAUGAUCCCGUCCACAACAAUCUUGGCCAUAUCGAACCUCGCGUUGGCACUGAAUGUUCUGUCUCCAUUCUUGGCCGGCUUUAUGAUACCGGGACAGCCGAUUGGGGUGAUGAUCUUCAAAGUUUAUAGUGUAAUCGUGCUUGGCCAGGCUCAGACGUAUGCUGGUGAUUUGAAGCUGGGUCACUACAUGAAGAUUCCACCCAGAAUUACCUUCUGGUGUCAAGUGGUGGCGACUAUAUGGGCUACGUUUGUGCAGAUUGCAGUCAUGAACUGGACACUCGGAAAUAUCGAGGGUGUCUGCGAGAUCGAUCAACCCGCCAAGUUCUCCUGCCCCAACGGUCGAGCAUUUUUCUCAUCAUCGAUCGUUUGGGGAGUGAUCGGCCCCUAUAGGAUGUUCGGCACUGGAUCCAUAUACCAGUACUUCAACGUAUUCUGGGUGAUUGGAGCGGUGCUUCCUUGCGUCCUUUACGCUCUUGUCAAAUAUGGCGGACGUCUGAGCUGGAUCGGUCGCACCCUUCACGCACCGGUGAUGCUUGGUGCAAUGGGAUGGUUGCCACCAGCAACGCCACUGUCUUUCUCGACCUGGGGAAUUGUCGCAUUGCUAUUCAACCACGUGAUCAGAAAGCGGUUCCAUGGGUGGUGGCGCCAGUAUAAUUAUGUGACCGCUGCUGCUCUUGAUGCAGGGUUGAUCAUCUCGACCAUCGUCAUCUUCUUUGGCAUUACUUUUCCGGGAGCAACAAUCCCCCAGUGGUGGGGAAAUGUUGGUGUUUACAACAACAUGGACUCGGAGUACACCGCCAUUUUAAAGACAGUUGAUGAUGGGCAGACGUUCGGACCAGCUACUUGGUGA
This is a messenger RNA of Diaporthe amygdali, 2394 nucleotides long. Its product is annotated as Sexual differentiation process protein isp4. The transcript is spliced from 6 exons. NCBI's taxonomy places the organism in Eukaryota, Fungi, Ascomycota, Sordariomycetes, Diaporthales, Diaporthaceae. The coding region runs from base 1 to 2394 and encodes 797 amino acids. Gene Ontology annotation, molecular function: oligopeptide transmembrane transporter activity. Gene Ontology annotation, biological process: transmembrane transport. The record is from RefSeq and is a predicted model, not a curated record.